CCGUUGCGAUCGCUGCCCGCUGGCGGCCGGAAGCGGAAGCGCAGAGCGGCGGCGUAGCCCGGUGGUUCGGCGGUGCGGUUCGGCCAGAAAGAUAGAUUGGGAGGAUGUUGGGACACAGUAUAAAGGCUUCCUCUCUGAUAAAAGCUAUGAGCAGAUUACUGUCUGCAGCAGCUAUAACGACAGCAACAGCAAAAAUGUCUGCAGGAUGCGACUUCGUUGCACUCUACAAUGGGCAGAAAAUCCCUCUCAUAGGACUGGGAACCUGGAAAAGUGAACCUGGCCAAGUGAAAGAAACAGUGAAACAUGCCCUAAGUGUGGGUUAUCGCCACAUCGAUUGUGCAGCAGCUUACAGCAAUGAAGCAGAGAUCGGUGCUGCUUUCCAGGAAUGCCUCGGGCCCAACAAGGUUAUUAAAAGGGAGGACCUGUUUGUAACAUCAAAGCUGUGGAAUACCAAGCACCACCCAGAAGAUGUUGAGCCAGCACUAAGAAAAACACUGGCAGAUUUGAAACUGGAUUACCUGGAUCUGUACCUGAUGCACUGGCCCCAUGCCUUUGAACGAGGGGACAACCUCUUCCCAAAGAAUCCUGAUGGCACAAUGCGUUACGAUUACACCGACUACAAGGAUACCUGGAAGGCUAUGGAGAAGCUGGUGGAGAAAGGUCUUGUGAAAGCCAUUGGGCUGUCAAACUUCAAUAGUCGUCAGAUUGAUGAUGUAUUAAGUGUGGCCACUGUGAAACCAGCUGUGCUCCAGGUGGAAUGUCAUCCUUACCUAGCCCAGAACGAGCUGAUCGCUCACUGCCAGAAACGAGGGCUGGUUGUUACUGCCUACAGUCCCCUCGGUUCUCCUGAUCGCAUGUGGAAACACCCAGACGAGCCCGUGCUUCUAGAGGAACCUGGGAUCAAAAAACUGGCAGAGAAAUACAAGAAGUCACCUGCACAGAUCAUCCUCAGAUGGCAAGUGCAGCGUAAAGUGGUCGCUAUUCCCAAGAGCGUCACUCCUGCUCGCAUUCUGCAGAACCUCCAGGUAUUUGAUUUCAGUCUCACAGAAGAGGAGUUGAGCCACAUUGGAAACCUGAAUAAAAACUGGCGUUACAUCGUGCCAAUGCUCACGGUGGAUGGAAAACCAGUACCGAGAGAUGCCGGACACCCCCAUUAUCCCUUCAAUGAUCCCUAUUAACUACUGGAAAAGGAGGUGUUAGAGUAACAUGCUCCUCUAUAUACUUUUCCUACACAGUAAUUAGUGCCAUAAUUUGUCAAACCACCAGCCCCAUCAAUACAAAACCUCCCUUCCCGAGUCGGUUCUCUUGCAACGUGCUACAUUUGAUUGACCUUCUUUCUGGAGAUCCUGUCGCUUCCAUGUCAUUGUUUGUGGGAUUUAAACUCUCUCCUCUUUUUCCUUCUGGUUUGUCUGUUGAUUUGAGGAGAAUAACGCGUGCCCUGGAGCCGGCCUUCGGGGCAGCCAUUACCUGCAUGGGUAGCUCCAGCUCCACCCUUCCUCUCACAACAGCCCCAAUAACUUUAUAUCGAUCCUUACAGAAACCCACCCUACCUUUCCCACAGCGCUGUCCUGUCUCUGCACCGACGUCUGCGCUGAGUUGUUGGGGUUCGUUCCUGCCUGUACGGUUAUAAAGAGAAAUAAAGUGUCAGAGGAGCCCGUA
Messenger RNA from Coturnix japonica (Japanese quail), 1659 nucleotides. RefSeq names its product aldo-keto reductase family 1 member A1 (gene AKR1A1). Gene Ontology annotation, biological process: aldehyde catabolic process. Gene Ontology annotation, molecular function: alcohol dehydrogenase (NADP+) activity. Lineage: Eukaryota; Metazoa; Chordata; Aves; Galliformes; Phasianidae. The record is from RefSeq and is a predicted model, not a curated record.